AUGUCAGGAAUUAAAUUAAAUUCAUCAUCGAGCAUCCCUAGUAAAUAUCUUCCAUCUGUCGUGCUCCAACGACUUGACAUUCCAAAGGACAGUCCUGUAUAUGUUAUUAACACAGAAACUUCUGAAAAAGAAAAAUCAAAUAUAACACAAUCGAAACAGAACUUUUGUGAUCGCAACUGCAAAGAUUUGACACCAAAUCAUGAAGCUCAUCACAAAAUUCUCAGCAUCGAGUAUAUUUGUCAACGUUGCCAUCAAUCAUUUGAAACAACCGAAUUACAUAGUCAGCACGUACUGAACCAUUAUUCCAGAAAAGAACGAAAAAGCUCCGAAAGUUCUGAGUCUGGAUCUUAA
Molecule: messenger RNA, 351 nt
Organism: Cotesia congregata
Lineage: Eukaryota; Metazoa; Arthropoda; Insecta; Hymenoptera; Braconidae
Source: the annotation of a GenBank genome assembly